Messenger RNA from Gossypium raimondii (Peruvian cotton), 933 nucleotides. RefSeq lists its product as uncharacterized. NCBI's taxonomy places the organism in Eukaryota, Viridiplantae, Streptophyta, Magnoliopsida, Malvales, Malvaceae. Bases 116 to 559 code for a protein of 147 amino acids. Gene Ontology annotation, biological process: intra-Golgi vesicle-mediated transport; intracellular protein transport; retrograde vesicle-mediated transport, Golgi to endoplasmic reticulum. The record is from RefSeq and is a predicted model, not a curated record. The transcript has 5 exons. Gene Ontology annotation, cellular component: COPI vesicle coat.
AUGGUAAAGAAAACGGCGAUUGACGACACAAAACAAAGCUGGAGCAACUUAGCUGAUCUCCGUCUCCCUGCCUCAAGAGAAAAAGUAAGUAUCUGAUAGAGGGAGAUACAUCGCCAUGAUUCUCGCGGUGUUAUUCGCCAACUCUGAAGGCAACAUCUUAGUUGAACGCUUUAAUGGAGUUCCAGCUGAGGAACGGCUGCAUUGGAGAUCUUUCCUAGUUAAACUGGGAGCAGAUAAUCUUAAAGGUGUUAAAAAUGAAGAGCUGCUUGUUGCUUCUCACAGGUCUGUUUACAUUGUUUACACGGUGCUUGGAGAUGUCAGUGUCUAUGUUGUUGGCAAAGAUGAGUAUGACGAACUUGCAUUGGCAGAGGUGAUCUUUGUUAUAACCUCAGCUGUAAAGGAUGUAUGUGGGAAGCUACCAACAGAGCGCCUUUUUCUGGAUAAAUACGGAAGGAUAUGCUUGACUUUGGAUGAAAUUAUUUGGAAGGGAUAUCUAGAGAACACGGAUAAAGACAGGAUCAGGAGAUUAGUACGUUUAAAACCUCCAACCGAGUUUUAGGCUGAGAACACCCUACUGUCACAGCCCAUUUGGAGGCAGUAGAUUCAGGGUCCUGUACUCUACUGAAAGGCAUGGUAUAUCCUCUGCUGUAGUAUGUAUUUACUAUGCGGGUAUUUUGUAAUAUCAUGCUUCCUAUUCUGCAUAACAGAUAUUUUUCAGUUCUGGGUUGGAGCUUAUGGAACUGUUAGAUGGACAUUGUGAUAUCCUCGCAUUGAUAGGAUACCAGUGAAAUGUUUUUUUAUUUUAUUUUUAUUUGAAGUUGUGACUUAAGAUGAGUUUGAAGACAUAAUUGUACUUUAUUGUUAUUUUCAUGACCUUACUAACUUGAGAAUAUAUAUAACCCAAAUAAUUUGGUAUUGUGCUUUUGUACAUAA